GUUGAUGCCUAUUUUUUUGCAUAUUGGUCAAUUUCAGUAUAUGCAGUAUUGUGUGAUUUGUGUCACACACUCGCACCAUCAUAACUUUGGUACUCAUAUUUGAAUUUUUGCAUUUCGUAUUUUUUAGUUAAGAGGUGAAGAUAAUGAAGAAUCCAUCCAUCAAAAACAUUGAAGAUAAAAGGAAAAGUAUGUAUGCAAUUGGUUGCUUAUACUACGUAUUUAUUUAUUACGAGUAUUAUAAUUUGGCAUAUUUCUUGAGAUUCGCAGCAGCGUCUCUGGCGUGUUCCGGUACAUGCAUGUUCGCCAACAGAGUCACUCUGGCCGACGAUAUCAGAACUCUCUUCUCUUCUCCGGCGGCCUUCCAAAUAUCCACUCCCCAUACCUGAAUAGUCCUCCCGACGUUCACGGGCGUCGCCUCGGCGAGAAGGACAUCGCCGAGGCGGGCAGGCUUGAGGUGGUGGAUGCUGAGGUGAACUCCGGCGACUCUCCUGAACCCGGACGCCAUGUGCGCUCCGAUGCUGGCCAGCGCCUCCGCUAUGAGCGCGGAAACCCCGCCGUGCAGCACCUUGAAAGGCUGGCAGCAUUUGGGGGUGACCUGCAGCCGCCCGGUGACUUUCUCCGGGGAGAGGUCGCCGAUCUCGAAGCCGAUGGUGUGGAGUGGUGCAUCCAGUGAUUCCUCCUUUGACGGUGAUGAUUCGGCCAUUUCGGCGGAGAAUCGCGGAAUCCCGUUUCCUGAUUUUGUGGAAGGCGAUGUGAUUGAGGCAGGGGAGGGGUCAGAGAGAUUGGGCGAGGGAAGGGUCUAAAAUAGGGUCGGUGAAAUUUGAACGAAA
Messenger RNA from Cuscuta epithymum, 830 nucleotides. Lineage: Eukaryota; Viridiplantae; Streptophyta; Magnoliopsida; Solanales; Convolvulaceae. The record is from the annotation of a GenBank genome assembly.